AUGUCUGCUGCUGUUCCUGUCCAUGGUAACACUAGGACGAGAGGGAGGAGAGGCCACAGGGAAAUGACCCCACCGUCGUUCCUGUUGCUGCUGGCUCUGACAGCCUGCCUGGCUGGGACUGGUAGGUGUGGAGUGUGGAUUGGAAAGAUCAUUUCCCCUUACUGCUCAUUGGAAACAUCGAGCUUUCAUGGCUUUCUCUAUACUCUCCUUCUUUCACUCACUUUCUCUGUCUCUCUUCUCUUGGUGUCUCUCUUCUUCGCUUAUUUCAGUUUGCCUGAGAGUGUAAUAGUAUGCUGGAAUGUGGCUUAUACUGGCGGGUGGCGGCUGCUGAAAUAUGUGUGGACACGUUUAUCUGAAGAGAUUGUGAAAGUUCUAGGCCUUUUGACUACAUGGUAUUCUAUCCAGUAGGUCUUACACACUGUAUCUGUGUAAUCGUUGCUGUAUGGUUACAUGUGUGUCUUUGAGUUGCUUCGCAAAACUUUCUGAUGUUGAAUAUUUGAAUAGCUCUCCUAGAGCUUGUUCACUUCUAUCCAAACGGAUGUUAUUAUCUUUGUACAUCUCUGUUACAUUUCAAUUUUAUGGUGUAGUGAGGUUGUGAAAGAGGCUGAGUUCACUUCCCGUCUUGCAACAGGUAGUUAGUUACGAAUUAUAAGAAUCAGCUAUAAACACAGUGAAACGUUGAUGUUCCUGUUUUAUUUCAAAAGACCCAUCUUCACCAAAAGAACAAGAACAUUGUGUUUUGUUAGUAGGAAAACCAUUGAUAGAAACAUUUCGCAAUGACAUUACCUAGGCCUAAUGGCACAUUUUGUUCACUCUGUAGUGUAUAUUAUCUCAUAUGUUCGAUACUUCUUUAUAGUUUAAAGAGUCAUAGAGUCUACUGCCAGUAUAUGUGCCUUGCCUUUUUCACUGUAACAGCUGGCUGGUAACCAAGGGAUAUGUUUAUUUGAAAGGGUUUUUAAUGCCAUAUCCAUGUCUCCUCAACACAUUAAUUGUGAAUUACACUGUACAUGCCCAAACAUUUACAGUAAGAUGUGUCUGUGAUGCUUCUUGGAAUGUCCGGGGUUAACCUACACUCUUAGAAAAAAAGGUGCUAUCUAUAACCUAAAAGGGUUACUCGGCUGUCCCCAUAGAAGAACCCUUUGAAGAACCCUUUUUGGUUCCAGGUAGAACCCUUUUAGUUCCAGCUAGAACCCUUUUGGGUUCCAUAUAGAACCCUUACCACAGAGGGUUCUACAUGGACCGCAAAGGGGUACUACCUGAAACCAAAAAGGGUUUGCCUUUGGGGACUGCCAAAGAAGCCUUUUGGAACCCUUUUGUAACCCUUUUUUCAAAGAAUGCAUACACAUAGGUCCAUUUUCUUCCAAAGAUGAUUUACUAAUUGUUAAACAUGAUUAAGGUCACAGCUCUCAACCAAGAACACUACUGGCAGGUCCAAACUCAUUCACAUCCAAAGAUCUGAGGACUGUUUAAGCUCCUUUUUCUUGGAAACGGUAUCAUACUGUCUGACUCAGUGUAGUUUGCACAUAGUGGAGUCUUUUGUGUAUUUUUUAUGAAUUCUGAAUAUUCUAAAUUGCAUAAAAUUAGGGUGAUGAGUUUGUCCUGGUCAAGUGACCCGGGAAAACUCUUGGCUCUCGUUAUACAGUAGGCUUGAGGUCAGGUCGUGUUAUAAGGAAAAACUCCUGGCCCUGUGUAGCUUAACCUUUGACUCUUUAAUUGCAGUGUUCUGCCAGGAUGAUGAAGACACAAAUACUGUUGAAGAUCCAGAAACAGAAAAUGAUGCUGGUGAGCUUUAGCUGUUAGCUGCUUUCCCCAUAUUCAUACUCCUCCAACACAACCUGGUGGUAAUAGUUCAUAACUGUCACUUUCCAAAGGGUUUGGCAUAAGAUGUGCUUGUGUUGAUACUUUUCUCAAUGUCUCCAGUGAUCCCAACUGUAAGUGAUGCUACCCCCACACCAGAACCAUACGUAUCACCUGAGAGUCCUUCAGGUGAGGUUACACCUGUCUCCAUUACACAAUUCAAUGACCUUAUCUCCAUUAGAGCCUUGCAUGACAAAAAAAAAGGGCCUCUGGUUUUUCAUUUCAUUUUAUGUCAUUUCAGAGGGAUAUGAGACCAAAGCUGAAACUGGUUCUGGAGACAGUCCAGGUGUAAAUCUACAAGGUAUAUUACAUCAGUACAUUAGCACUUUGUGACAACUGCUGAUGUAAAAGGGGCUUUAUAAACUGGGUGGUUCGAGCCCUGAAUGCUGAUUGGCUGACUGCCGUGUUAUAUCAGACCGUAUACCACGGGUAUGACAAAAUAUGUAUUUUUACUGCUCUAAUUACGUUGGUAACCAGUUUAUAAUAGCAAUAGGGCACCUCAGGGGUUUGUGGUAUAUGGCCAAUAUACCAUGGCUAAGGACUGUAUUGAGGCACUCCGCGUUACGUCAUGCAUAAGACCAGCCCUUAGCCGUGGUAUAUUGGCUAUAUACCACACCCCCUCAGGCCUUAUUGCUUAAUUAUAAAAUAUAUUUGAUUGAUUUGAUUGAUUGAACACAAACAACAAAAUGUAUGUAGUGUUUAAGAAAAUAGUGUAUUAGAAAUUAUUAUUGAGAUGGUGAAAUAAUUUCAGAAACAUUGCAGACAUGUUGGUGUUACAUCAGUUUCCAAACAUGAUGGUCCCUCUUCCAGACGAGGAUAAUCUCAAAUCCUCUGAAGCGCCGCUCGAGGAAAGUCUGAGUCACACCUUCAUCCUGGUUCCUGUUGUUCUGGUGGUCAUAAUAAUCGCCAUGGUAGUAGGCAUAAUCAUAAUCAACCGAAGAUGGAAACAAAAAGAAAAGAGCAAUUCUGGUAAGUCAUGAGAACUGUGCUGUAGCUGGAAAUGUGUCCACAUGACAAGAAGCAACAGGCCACAUUCUCAUACACCAUGACAGAUCUGCUUAUGACUAGGUGUACUGUACAAUUCAGUCAUCCUUUUCAUUGCAUGGGUACAUUACAAUACUAUGACAAGUGAAAAACUGCUUUGAGUAGGGGUAUGUUUAGCUUUGUGCAUACUUAUUUAGGAUAGUGUGUAGGCCCACAGUUUUAUACACAGUUUUAUACAAUGUAUGAGUGGAUAUUGUUAAUGUACUUUGACAUUACUUCAUUAGAUGUUGCAUGAUGUAGCUUAUAAUUGUGGUUUCCUAUUCCAGAUAAUGUGGAAGAGGAUAAAUAUUUGCAUGGUAGCGACGACACAGAAAAGGUUCCAAUGUAAGUAUUGAACACUGCUCUAUGAGUUGAUAUCUAGGCUACUGCUGUCUUGACUGUGCAUUCUAUACAUUUCAACUUGCAGUCGCUUAAAUUAAUUCUGUUUUCCUUCGUAUGAUUUUGACUUCACCUUUUCUCAGCUCUACUUGUUAUUUCCUGUUUAGAAAGAAAGACGUUGAGGAGUUUGAAACAGCUGUGUGUGUGUUCCGUGUGUGUGUCUCUGUGUGUGUGUGUGUGUGUGUGUGUGUGUGUGUGUGUGUAUGUGUGUGUGUGUGUGUGUGUGUGUGUGUGUGUGUGUGUGUGUGUAUGUGUGCGUGUGUGUACUCUUUUUCUCAACAAGUUGUUUAACACAAACACACAUGCAUCAGUCUCUCACAUCUGGCAUACAGUAUAUGGUCAAGAAUUGUCAUGUGUGAAUUGAAGUGUUUACACAUUAGCCUAAGAAUUUAUGAAAGAGCAUUUUAGCAGAAAUAUGGCAAACCUCAAGUUCCUCCUGCUAUGAUAUGACACCUUGUCCCUGGUAACCAGCCUCCAUGUGAGAAUGUAUGGUAUGACUAAGUUAUCUUUAGUGUAAGAGAAAGACUAACAUAAAGGAAAUAGCCAUAAAAAAUAAAUCUCCCGUCAACACUUUACACUGCACAUGAAUGCUCUCUCUCUAAGCCAAUCAUGUGUCCAUGAUGACUUUAAGGCAUUGACAGAAAACUAUAAUCAAUGAGGAGAGCGCCCUCCUGUGAGAAUCAGCAAUACUACCACUCAAAUGGCUUUGAGUAGAAAAGCAUGUCAAACUCUAUUGGAGGGAAGGACAGUGCUAAUUCAAAUACGAACCGUUUUGGCUGAAAACCAGUGAAAACUAGCAUAUUCCUAAGAAGUUUCAUGUGAGACCAGUACAUUGUGUGAGAAACACCUCAACUGUUUUGGAUUGUCUUUACACCUCAACAGUGGAUGUUUGUAUUUUUUCCUUCUACACUCCCUUCAUUUUAGUCCCUUUAUUUUGUCAUUUUCUAAUGUCAAAACAUUCAAAUGAUGGACUGACUAUGUUGGCUGUUUUCCAGGCCCAUGUUUGAGGAUGAUGUCCCCUCUGUGUUGGAGAUGGAGAUGGAAGACCUGGAACAGUGGAUGACUAAAGAU
Molecule: messenger RNA, 4350 nt
Organism: Coregonus sp. 'balchen'
Lineage: Eukaryota; Metazoa; Chordata; Actinopteri; Salmoniformes; Salmonidae
Source: the annotation of a GenBank genome assembly